Molecule: messenger RNA, 1797 nt
Organism: Cariama cristata (Red-legged seriema)
Lineage: Eukaryota; Metazoa; Chordata; Aves; Cariamiformes; Cariamidae
Gene: GUCY1A1
Product: guanylate cyclase 1, soluble, alpha 3
Biological process (GO): cGMP biosynthetic process; response to oxygen levels
Cellular component (GO): guanylate cyclase complex, soluble
Molecular function (GO): guanylate cyclase activity
Source: RefSeq, a predicted model, not a curated record
AUGUUCAAAAAGAUCCAUUCUAUAUUUCACCCCAAUUCCCACCGAAGAAAUGUGACAGAUGACAUCCCUUACUGUGAUGGCACAGGUUCUGCGGUGAGAUUGAUCCGCAGCACUUCUAUGUACGUCCUUGGAGAUGAGCAGGAAAAAGUUAGUGAACCACUAAAAAAAUGCAGAAGUACAACCAGCAUCGACUCUUGCUUCCAGCCAAAAGAGGAAGACAGAGACUGGAUGUACUCUAAGACUCAGGACUGCUUGAAGUACUUACAGGAUCUGUUAGCCUUGAGGAAAAAAUAUCUUGACAACAUCAAUAACUUGAAAGCCAGGCAUACGGCUGCGGAUUCCCCAACAUCCACAAAAUCAUCUAAAACUGGAAAGAAGGCAUUUCUUCCACUUCCUUCCAAAGAGUCUUCUAAGGCAUCCAUGGAGAGAAAAGGCCCACAGUCCAGUUCUGAUGUAAGAGAGGCAAUAGCUUUCUUUGACUCAGUUAUUGCAGACCUGGAUUCAGAGAGAUGGCGGAGAAUUCCUGACGUGGAUCUGCCAAAUGUGGAUGUUGAUUUUGAUGUUGCUACCAGCACAAGCGAACACAGUUUACAUUCAAACUGGAUCCUUCGUGCUCCCCGGAGAUACUCACAAGAUACUGCCCAAACAGCAAAGGCUGCAAACCAGUCUCAACGAAACAGCCAGCGGAGAACCACUGGCUCUAGGAAGAGUGUCUCUAUUUUGUCUUGUUAUGUUCUUUUACAGAGAACUUGUUUAGAUAAAUAUUUUGCCAUCAUCCAUCUACCUGUUACCUUCUCCAUUUUUAGCAGGAAGAAUGUAUCAUCAGCUUUUGUUCUCAAAGCAAAAGGAGAAAAUUCACCUAAAUCAUGGAGAAACAGGUCCAUGCUGAAGCUCAGAAGAUGUGUGAUCUGGAUGGAGUCCAUGCAAUGCAUGGUGUGCUUGUGCUCCCCCAAGCUCUGCAGCCUGGCAUAACUUUAGGAGUUGAAGAUGCAGCUUCCUGAUGUUGCACCUCAUGAUGUGACAAGGAACCUUAUCCUGAUGAACCAGUGGCACCUGGCAGAGACAGAGCUUUCAAACCAGCUGGAGAGGAAAAAGGAAGAGCUCGGGAUCUUUUCCAAGAAUUUGGAGGCAGAAAAGAUGGAGAACUUGCUAUAUGCCAUGCUGCUGAAACAUCAGCUUAAGGAAAGGAAAAAGGUGGAUGCAGGAGAAUUUGAUUCUCGCACAGUACUCUUCAGUGAUAUUGUGACAUUCACAAAUAUCUGCUCUGCCUGUGAGCCCAUCCGAACAGUGAACAUGCUGAAUUCAAUAUAUUCCAAGUUUGAUUGAUUAGGCAAUGUCCAUAGAGUUUAUAAAGAUGAAACAAGAAGAGAUGAAUACUUGGUGGUUGGAGGCGUCACAGUCCCCAUCACUAGCCAUGCACUAAGCGUAGCCAAUCUUGCAUUUGGUAUGGGAGUUGCCUCCAAAGAGAUCAUGAACCCCAUGGUUGAGGAGCCCAUUCAGAUCAGAGUUGGGAUCCACUCCGGAGCAGUGCUGGCUGGGGCUGUUGAAGAGAAAAUGCCAAAGUACCGCUUGUUUGGAGAUACUGUCAACACAGCUUCCCAGAUGAAGAGUCACAGUCUUCCCACGAGCAUCCACCUCAGCUCAGCAGCUUUUAGAGCUCUGCCAAAUCAAAACUUCAAAACAGAUGAAAGAAGAGAAUCUGAAGAGGAGCUGAAAGGGAAAAGAGCCACAUGCUUUUUGAUGAAGAAUCUGUGUGCAACUUAGGAUGAAAUCAAAGCCUCACUGCACUCAGGCUGA